GCCACGGGCAGGCCGACACACGCUCGUCCUCAUACGCGAGAGACCGUGCGUGCCCUCCUCGGCCACACCGCGGGGUCAGUCGGGGUCCUGCUCUGAGUCAGGACACUCCGAGAGGGAAGAGUGAGAAUUUCUUCUUCUAUUUCUUCUUCUUCUUCGCACGGACUGAACUGACGUUCAGACAACAAGUUACCUGUAGUACUAGUACCUACUGGCUGCUCUCGGCGACACACACCGUAGCAGUCCGCUAAUUGUCAAGGAAACAGAAAACGGAGUAGGAGGAAGUCAAGCGGCUGAUGUCAAGGUUUUGUCAAGGGAUUUAAAAUAUCUCGCGGUUCAUGGCUCUUCGAGAUCCAAGACUGAAGCGACUCUAAGUAUUGAAGAGGAGGAUUGGUUUAAACGAUGAUUCGCGUCCUCGUCGCGAUCGACCUUGAUGAAUCGUGACUUCCGGAAAGAGACUUCGACCGACCGGUCGGUGAAUGGUGAACGGAACCAGUUGCAAGGUCGUUCGAGAAAACACUUUUGAACUCGCGCGUUUGAACGAGCGACCAAGAUCGCGUGUUUCCGCGAAAGUAUCUGUGCGAAAAGGCGGCAACGUGUGCCCGGUGGUUUGACGUUUGCCGAAGAAAUUCUGUGUGAUUCGCGCGCGCCGAACUCUGAAUCUGGCAGGCACAGUGCGCGCGGAGACCGUGAUCGGGAUAGUGCGCGGUUCCAUGAGCGGCAUACAAUUUUAGCACAUCGUUCUAGCAUCGCCUGCAACACCUGAACGUGAUGUGUGAAGCGGUACCUCGAACUUGGCACAUGAAACCGGAACUUCAUUGCAAUCCCGUGGGAGUUCCGGCGGGCGCCUUGUCACCCCCGGCCACCCUCUCGCCACCCGGCAGCCCCAGCAUAAUCACGCUACCAUCCUCGCCUUGGAGCCCAGGUGUACCGGGAAGCAGUUCGAGCACCAUCGCCUCCACCACCAAUGCACCUUCGGGCCUUUGUCAACCCGUCCCCGAUCGUUUCAGCGCCUUUACCCUCGUGUCGAAUUACAAUCCCGAUCUGAGACUGCAAAGUCUACCACUCAGCGCUAGCGUUGCCGCGCGAGACAUGCGUUGCGGUCUUAUGUACGGCGGCUAUGGGGCGUCUGGGGGUGCCUGGUGGGCCCGUCACAUGGGCCUGCUGCUGCCACAUUCUUUGCUCCCGCCUACGAGAAUCCCGUCCCAACAGACGACACCGGUCACGAAUUGCUCGCCCAUUCAUUCGGAACCUCUCAGUCCGGCACGUCCCGGAUCACCCCGGAGAUGCACACCGGAGAAGGCCAAGUUCGAGGAGGAAGUGCCGUUGAACCUCAGCACGAAGCCGAGCGACGUCUCGUCGAGUAUCGGCAGCAGAAAAAGUGAAAUCUGGUCGCCGGGCUCGGUGUGCGAGAGGGAGGCCAGAGAAACGAGAGCACCGUCCUCCAGGAGUCCGUCCUCGACCCCUAUAAUUACGCGGCAAAUUCAUCAUUCACCGCUUACACCGCCCUCCUCGACGGAAAGGACUUUUCAAUGUAAGCAAUGCGGUAAGGCCUUCAAACGGUCAAGCACGCUCAGCACUCACCUGCUGAUCCACUCCGACACGAGGCCUUAUCCCUGUCAAUAUUGUGGCAAGAGGUUUCACCAGAAGUCGGACAUGAAGAAGCACACCUACAUCCACACCG
Molecule: messenger RNA, 1681 nt
Organism: Temnothorax curvispinosus
Lineage: Eukaryota; Metazoa; Arthropoda; Insecta; Hymenoptera; Formicidae
Product: zinc finger protein 260-like
Exons: 5
Cellular component (GO): nucleus
Source: RefSeq, a predicted model, not a curated record